Molecule: messenger RNA, 996 nt
Organism: Angiostrongylus costaricensis
Lineage: Eukaryota; Metazoa; Nematoda; Chromadorea; Rhabditida; Metastrongylidae
Source: the annotation of a GenBank genome assembly
AUGAAUGGUUUGUUCAACGGUACGUCGGUAAAGAAGCUUUUGGGAUGGAGAAUCGGUGAAGAAGAGGAAAAAUUCGCUGAAAAAGCUGUUGAAACAUUAGUGAAGAAGCUCAGAAAGAAGAACGGAGGAAUUGGAACCCUCGAAGAUUUGGAGUACGCAUUGGCUCAUCCUGGCUCACAUUCCAAGUGUGUUGCUCUUCCGAAGAGUCAGGAUGGAAGAUUACAAGUAUCUCAUCGGAAAGGUCUUCCUCAUGUUAUCUAUUGCCGCGUUUGGCGUUGGCCCGAUCUGCAGUCUCAUCAGGAAUUGAGGCCCGUUCCUGAAUGUCUCUAUCCACAUGAUCACAUUAACAAAACUCCAUACGUAUGCAUCAAUCCUUACCACUAUCAACGAUUGGAUCACGCAAGAGUGGGAUUUGUAUCUCUGCAGGUCAGCCCUUACAGUACACCGCCUACACAGUAUUGGGCUACUGUAUCGUACUACGAACUAAACAGCAGAGUUGGUGAAUAUUUUAAGGUGUACAAAAACGAAUUGAUAGUGGACGGCUUCACAGAUCCGAAUUCUGAUGAACGUAUUUGCCUCGGGCUCUUGUCCAAUGUAAAUCGAAAUUCAACCAUCGAGAAUACCCGACGUCAUAUUGGUAAAGGAAUCAGUCUUGUGUACACGAGCGGCUAUGACCUUUACAUACAAAACCUAUCGGAGUCAUCGAUCUUCGUGCAAUCUCGAAAUCUCAACUACAAUAUGCAUCAGGAACAAACUACCGUAUGUCGGGUGCCUGCUCACAGUGCUGCCGUAUGUGUUUUCAGCAAUAUCGUCUUCCAACAGGUGCGAUACCCUAAGUUCUUUGCAAUAAUUUCAGGAUGGGGACCAGAAUAUCCAAGACAAGAUGUGACGUCAACACCCUGUUGGCUGGAGAUACAACUACUUUACCCUCUCUGGUGCAAAAAUAGUUUGGCGGUUUCACCUAAGAGAAAUCAAACUAGUCCUGAAAUACGUUGA